Truncatella angustata is the source of this 1015-nucleotide messenger RNA. RefSeq names its product methyltransferase. Bases 79 to 939 code for a protein of 286 amino acids. Lineage: Eukaryota; Fungi; Ascomycota; Sordariomycetes; Amphisphaeriales; Sporocadaceae. The record is from RefSeq and is a predicted model, not a curated record. Gene Ontology annotation, molecular function: oxidoreductase activity. The transcript has 5 exons.
CUUGAUUAGGGUGAUAGUGCUUCCACCGUCCAUCGAAUUUACUGCUUACUAAACAUUACCAUCUGCGAGUCUCUGAUCAUGGCAGUUGUCGAAAGUCAGAUGGCUUACCUAGAGCCAUGGCUCGACAAACCCGAAGGGCCGUAUGUUCGUGGCAAAGUUGAAGAAUCGUUUCCACGCCAGAACUUCGCGAAUGUUGAUUACAAGGUCAAAGUUCAUGAUGCCAGGGCGAGGAAAGACGAGUUCAAUCUUGACACACACGGGUUUGCUUUUCAUGAUGAUGAGCCUCUUAGCGAUGAAAUCGUGGAAGCAAUUCGGACUAGAAGUAAACUGUUCGUAGAACAGCAGUAUUACCCUCUCGUCGCCAAACUUGUUAAGAAGAAGACUGGAGCUAAUCGUGUGGUCAUAUUCGAUCAUACCUACCGGAAGCGCGACCCAUCACUGGCUGCGAACGAGAACCCAAACGGGAGAGAGCAGCCAGCCACCUUGGUACACUGCGAUCAGUCGGCCAUCGGCGCAGUCGGGAGAGUCAAGCGCCAUGUUCCAGGAGACACUGAAGAGUUAUUGAAAGGACGAGCACAAGUUAUCAAUGUCUGGCGCCCAAUUCAUGGUAUAGUCGAAGAUUGGCCACUUGCUCUGAUGGACUAUCGUAGCCUCAAGGCUUCCGAUAUACACCCCACAAGCAUAUUUAGGGAGCGCCACGAGAUGCAGGGUCAGACUGUAUCUAUCAAUUAUUCGCCUGACCAGCAAUGGCACUACCUCGACCGACAAAAGACCAGCGAAGUGACAUUUAUCAAGAUUUGGGAUAACAGUGAUGAUGUGGCCAAGCUGUGCGCUCAUUGCGCUUUCCCACAUCCGGACGCAGUACCUGGAGCCCAACCACGGGAAAGUGUUGAGGUUCGUUGCUUAGUUUUCUAUCAGAACAAUAGCGAUCUAGUUUGAGUGGUCAUAUUAGUAUAACUUGUGGACAUAUCAAGUUCAGGAGGCAAUUGUCUGCCAAACAGAGGUAUAGUUAUUU